Molecule: messenger RNA, 2261 nt
Organism: Cajanus cajan (pigeon pea)
Lineage: Eukaryota; Viridiplantae; Streptophyta; Magnoliopsida; Fabales; Fabaceae
Product: ATP binding microtubule motor family protein
Biological process (GO): mitotic spindle organization; microtubule-based movement; spindle elongation
Cellular component (GO): microtubule associated complex
Molecular function (GO): microtubule binding; microtubule motor activity; ATP binding
Source: RefSeq, a predicted model, not a curated record
CCCUCUGCAAACCCAACGGUCAGGUGUUUUCAAAAACCUUCCCCUCUCUGUCUAAUCAUCUCAUUUCUCAAACUUGGUUUUCACCCCACAUUGACAAUUCUCAUCAAAUUCUGAACCUUUUCUACCUACAAUGGCUGCUACACCAAAACCCUUGAAAUCUUGCACCCCCAUUUCAGUUUCCAAGGUGAGGGUCAUCGUCAGGGUCAGGCCCUUCCUCGCACACGAAACCUCAUCAAGAAACGGCGACCCCAUUUCGUGCAGCUCCGUCCUCGACCAAGAUUUCGAGUCUCCGCAGGACGAGGUUGCCGUUUAUCUCAAAGACCCACUAACCAGCCGGAAUGAAUGCUACCAGUUGGACUCGUUCUUUGGGCAAGAAGAUAACAACGUGGGUCAGAUAUUCUGCAGAGAAGUUAGUCCCUUUGUUCCGGGGAUCUUCAGUGGAUGCAAUGCCACUGUGUUUGCUUAUGGGGCUACUGGAAGUGGGAAGACAUAUACUAUGCAGGGAACCGAUGAACAACCUGGCUUGAUGCCACUGGCAAUGUCCAUGAUCCUUUCUAUUUGCCGAAGCACUGGCAGCACAGCACAUAUUUCAUACUAUGAAGUCUACAUGGACCGAUGCUACGACCUCUUGGAGGUCAAGGCAAAGGAGAUUUCAAUCUGGGAUGACAAAGAUGGGCAAAUUCACCUCAGGGGACUAUCUCAGGUUCCUAUAAACACAAUGUCUGAAUUUCAAGAUGUUUUCUCUUGUGGAGUUCAGAGGCGCAAAGUUGCACAUACAGGCAUCAAUGAUGUCUCUAGUAGGAGUCAUGGAGUGCUUGUAAUAUCUGUGUCCACUCCUUCAGCUGAUGGCACUGGAACUGUUGUGUGUGGAAAGUUGAAUCUCAUAGACUUGGCAGGUAAUGAAGACAACAGAAGGACCUGCAAUGAAGGGAUUCGUCUUCAAGAGAGUGCCAAGAUAAACCAGUCCUUGUUUGCGCUGUCAAAUGUGAUAUAUGCAUUGAACAACAAUAAACCAAGAGUGCCGUACAGAGAAAGCAAAUUGACCCGUAUAUUGCAGGACUCUCUAGGUGGAACAAGUCGUGCACUGAUGGUUGCUUGCCUGAACCCAGGAGAAUACCAGGAAUCUGUUCAUACUGUUAGUUUAGCUGCUAGAUCAAGGCAUGUUUCUAAUUUUGUACCUUCAGCUCAAAAACAAGAGACCCCAAAAGUUAGAGUUGACAUGGAAGCAAAAUUGAGAGCUUGGCUAGAAUCAAAAGGCAAAACAAAGAGUGCACAAAGACUUGGGUCAUUUAAUUCCCCACUUGUGAAAAAAACUCCCAGUUGCAUAGUUACCCCUGCCAAGAGAUCUAUUACCUUCAACAGUUCAGUGAAGAGGGGAAGAAAUGCCAACAAUCUAGAUGUUCAACAUACUAAUGGAAGGGCAUUUGCUGUGGCUUUUGGAAGUUUACUAGAUGGUGAAGUUCCUUUUGAUUCUUGCAUGGAGAACGCACAAUGUGGUGUCAAGGACAAUGAUAACAAAGAGACUGAGCAUGAUGCCGAUAAGGCUGCAUGGGAAUCAUACAAAAAUAUACCCGUUGAAUCAUCGAACAAGGGAGUGAACUCAAUUACAAAUGAGAAUAAAGAUACAGUACAAAGUCCUUUAAGAAAAGCCCUCUCCCCCAUCAACAUCAAUGCCAAGCAAAAACCCCUUGAGGCAUUGUCUUUCACACAAACACCUUUUAAGGCAACCUGCUCCACUAAUAAAGGGAUACAAAAGAAUGGCACUCCACUUGACAAAUUCAGCACACGAGGUUCUACGCUGAAGAACUGUCUAGUUCAAGAAUACGUUGAUUUCUUGAAUAAUGCAAGCAGAGAGGAACUACUCGAGUUAAAGGGCAUAGGAGAGAAAAUGGCAGAAUACAUAAUAGACCUUAGAGAAGAAAGUCCACUAAAAUCGUUAAAUGAUUUGGAGAAGAUUGGCCUCUCUUCCAAGCAGGCCCAUAAUCUGUUCACUAAAGCUGCAAAAAAACUAUUCGAAGAUAAAGCUGAAGAUUCAAUACUCAAUUGAAAUCCAUUCUCAGGAUUUUUCGGCUAAGAUCAUGUGUAACUUUUAUUCUUUUCAAUUUAGUAUAUCAUUGUACCAUUGCCGCAGCUAGCAACCUAUGUAGCUUGCUUUGUGUUAUUGUUGUAACCUAAUCAUAAAAUAUUUUACUCAUUGAAAAAGUGUGAUCCUUGUAACAUGGUAUCAAUUACUCUUUUCUUGCCUACAGUCAGCAUUGUUU